Penicillium paradoxum is the source of this 672-nucleotide messenger RNA. RefSeq lists its product as uncharacterized. The transcript is spliced from 4 exons. NCBI's taxonomy places the organism in Eukaryota, Fungi, Ascomycota, Eurotiomycetes, Eurotiales, Aspergillaceae. The record is from RefSeq and is a predicted model, not a curated record. Bases 1 to 672 code for a protein of 223 amino acids.
AUGGGCGCUGCCGGGGUCUCGGGGGUGCAACCGCAUUAUGGUAUUCAUACCUUAGUUGGAGUUUCUGCAGCGAUUGGAGCCAUUCAAAUUGUCUUUGUUGCCGCGAGAUUCUACACUCGGUUCAUGCAGCGGAUAAAGUUUGGCGUGGACGAUUACCUGAUUUUACUUGCCCUGACUGCAAGCCUAGCAAGAUCAGUUAUUUAUAUUGUCUUGACCAAAGCCGGCAGCAUCGGAUAUCACAUCGACUACAUCACUCAGAUGCCCGAUAAAGUGCUGCUCAUGAGGAAGUGCAUUGUGGCCCUUCAAGCUCUCGAUUACCCCCUCACCGCAACACCCACCAAAUUGGCCCUACUAGUGUUCUAUCUGCGCAUUUUCACCACCCGCAAGUUUCGCAUCCUCGUCUAUAUAGUGGGGUCGUUGGUACUUGUAGUGGGAAUUGGUGCUCUUCUCCAAGAUUUUUUCCAAUGUCGACCCUUCGUAUAUGCAUGGGAUCGAAGCAUCCCCGGUGGGACCUGUGUUCGUCUACUGGAAUCCUACCGAGUAUUUGCUCCACUCAACGCUCUCACCGGAAUCUUGAUCCUUGUGAUGCCCAUCCCGGUGGUGUGGAAGUUGCAGGCACCUCGAGGGCAGAAACUUGCUUUGACGGGUGUUUUCCUCCUAGGUGGACUGUGA